Messenger RNA from Calypte anna (Anna's hummingbird), 273 nucleotides. RefSeq names its product C-C motif chemokine 18-like. Gene Ontology annotation, cellular component: extracellular region. Gene Ontology annotation, molecular function: CCR chemokine receptor binding; chemokine activity. Bases 1 to 273 code for a protein of 90 amino acids. NCBI's taxonomy places the organism in Eukaryota, Metazoa, Chordata, Aves, Apodiformes, Trochilidae. Gene Ontology annotation, biological process: lymphocyte chemotaxis; immune response; cellular response to interleukin-1. The transcript has 3 exons. The record is from RefSeq and is a predicted model, not a curated record.
AUGAAGGUUUUCUCCUUGUCCUUGCUCACCCUUCUGUUGGGGACUCUCUGGACUGGAAACCACGGCAUCUCUUUCCGCAGCCUCCACGGAAUGUGCUGCUCCAAGAUGAUGUUCACAGAGUGGGAAAUCCCUGCCUUCCGCAUCAGGAGCUAUGAGGAGACACCUUCCCACUGCCCCCACAGGGCUGUGCGUGUGACGCUGCUGAGGGGGAAGAAGUUGUGUGUGGACCCAGAGCAGGGCUGGUUCCAGCAGUACCGGCGGCAGAAAGAGUAA